This is a messenger RNA of Plasmodium inui San Antonio 1, 2799 nucleotides long. RefSeq lists its product as hypothetical. Gene Ontology annotation, biological process: ribosomal large subunit biogenesis. The transcript has a single exon. Gene Ontology annotation, cellular component: Noc1p-Noc2p complex; Noc2p-Noc3p complex; nucleolus. Bases 1 to 2799 code for a protein of 932 amino acids. NCBI's taxonomy places the organism in Eukaryota, Apicomplexa, Aconoidasida, Haemosporida, Plasmodiidae. The record is from RefSeq and is a predicted model, not a curated record.
AUGAGCGGAGACGCGGGAGACGGCCUGGAGGAAAAGGCGGAAGUGGGGGCGGAAGUGGCCUCGGAGGUGGCUUCGCAGGUGGAGGCACCCACGCAGUCGACAGAACCGCACCCGAAGGAGAAAAAGAAAAAAAAAAAAAAGGAGAAAGACGCUAAAGGGGAAAAGAAUGCCCCCAAUAGAAAGAAGCACCACAAAAAGGAGCUCAAAGAGAAAUCCCUCCAAGAUGGGAAAGCGAAAGCCGCGGGGCGGGAAAAGGAGCUCCGAAAGAAGGACGCGCCGCAGGAUGGUAGCGAUGGCAGUGAUGGCGGUAGCUUUGGGGACAAAGGCAGCUCUGGGGAUGGAGGCAUCUCUGGGGAUGGAGGCAUCUCUGGGGACGAAGCCACCUCCCGUGAGAGCGACUUAGCGAAUCUGGAAAACUUCUGCCGAAAGAACGAGUUGAGCGAGCCCAGCUCGGAAGAGCAUGAAUCGGUGGACGUGGCUGAUAAGGACGACGACCAAAAGGAAGGGAAGCCGAUCGAUAUAGCGUACGUAGAGGCGUUCCUCCAUUCUGUCAGCAAAAAGACGAGGUUGAGCAAAGUGGUGAAGCUGAUCUCCAUGUUUCGCGACGCUCUGAACAUGUUCGUGGAUGACGAGGUCGAGGACGGCAUGCCGGGGAAGGGAGAAGUGACGGACGAAGCAGAUCCGCGGGAGAAGCAGAAAAAGGGCUCAAAAGGGGGGAAGAAGGGAGGAAAAAAGCGAGGAAAAACACGGGAGGGCAGCCGAAGAAGGAAGAAGUACUCGAUGAAUGUCGAUACGUCCAUUUUCACCGUCUUCAAUGUGUUGUACAACAUAGACUCCCUCUUCUACAACAUCACAAACGAGGGGUCGCUCAAGCUAAGGGUGUGGAAUUUGGAGAGUAUCAAAACUAAUGAGAUGUACCAGGAGGAUAGCACCCUCGAGAAGGACAGCGACAUGGAAGGGAUGAAAAAAGGAGACAACCUGAAAAGCGCGAAGAAUUCGGAAAGCGCCCAAAGUAUGCAGAUUUUGGAGAGUAUGCCAAAUUACAAGCACCUGGAAAGGUACAAACUGUUGAUUGUGCAUUUCUUUAAGCAUCUCCUUAGUCGAAUGAAGAAACUACGCAACAAAGAUGUCUGCACGGGGAUAAUCAAAAUUUUGAAAAAAAAAAACAUCCUAAGAUGGAUAGUAAUACUAAACAUGGGGAAGAACUUUUUAAAAAAAAUCGGCACCAUGUUCAUCCUGUCGAAAAAAAACGAUGUCUACUUCUUCCUUUUCCUGUUAAUACAAAACAUGGUUCACCUGUACAAUGAGAAGAAAAAAAUAAUAUAUAACAACAGUGUUUCGAAUUCGAAGUGCAACGAAAAGGAGGAGAUUAAGAAGACGUACCAAUUGGAGAAGCUCCUCUUCGAGGUGUACCAAAAUCUGAUGCAAAGAUAUUUAAUCCAUUACGGGAGUAACUACCAAAAUGUUCUCCUUCUAAAUCACAUGAAUUUUAAAGAGAACUGCCUCAUCGAGCUGUUCACGUUGCUCUCCCACGAUGUGGCAUAUACCAUCACAUUUCGGUAUAUUCAAACUGUCAUGCAGAAAAUCAGGGAGGGCUUCAAAGUCACGUACGAGGAUGGAAAGAAAGGGGACCUGCAAACAGGAGAUCAUCAAAUAAAGGGGAGAAGCCGCGAUGCAGGAAAGAGAAACACCACAUAUGUUAACCUCAUCGAUUUUAGAAACUUCCACCUGCACAGCAGCUACAUGAUGCUCCUGCUCCGAUUUCUAAUUAAAAUAAUAAAACAGUGCCACAAUUUGGAUAUCCUAACAUACGGAUUGACAGUCUUAAUAAUCGCCAUUUUGAAGACCAAAAUUAAUAACAUGAAAUAUGUGCCUGUGAAUUUGCAGCUCCUUCACUUCCUAAUUCGAAUCAUGGAAGAUAAGAAAAAGUACAUCCCUCUGUUUUCCUAUUUUACGUGCAUCCUGAAUGGAUUAAAAUCUUAUCAGCAUGUCAGGACCAUUUGUAAAAAUCAACAAACCAGAUUAACCAUCGAAAAUUUUGACAUUAACACGUCUCUCCAAAUUGACGAAAAAUUAAUUUCAGACUUCUCCAUAGCUCACCAAGUAUAUGACAAAUUAUAUGUCCUUCUAUGUGACUAUGUUGGACUGAUGGUACAUCAUAUCUCCUUUCCGGAGUUCUUCUUCGCUAUAGAUUCUUUUCUAAAAAGAUACUUCUCCGAGUGUAAAGUACAUGCAUUCAAAAUGAAGAUUAAGAAUCUUCUCCUCUUGGCAAAAAAUUCCAUCGACAUUAUUCAGAACAAGAGAAAAAAUAAGAAUAUCUACUCUAUGCAUGAUCAGAUGAUUUUUUUCGGAAAUGAAAACUUGCCUCUCUCUGGACAUAGACUCUCCGUUCUGGAGAAUUAUGAAAAUAGCUGCUUGGUGAAGCUCAAGGCCAGGAUUAGUGGGCUUGAGAAUAUUAAGCAUUCCUCCGAUGGGGAUGAAGAAGCUGGCAGUGACGAAGAUGAGAGGGAGGACGAUCAGGAGGAGCUUCCCUCCAACCGAUGUGCCAAAAAAAGAAAACGCGAAGAUCAGCAUGCCGCCAGCAGUAGCACCACGAAGAAGAUGAAGAACAACAAGAUCAAAAAAAGCAACAAAAGCGGCAAUAAAGGAAAGAAUAAGAACAAGAAGAAAAAGAACAAAAAGCCAACUGCAACCGCAACCGAAACUGCGGAGGAGGAAGGCCCCUCCAGAAAGGACAAGGUGGAAGUCUUUUCUAUGUCCAGUGAGGAUGAGCCGGAAGAUGGAGGGGAAGACGCCUAA